Messenger RNA from Penaeus indicus, 2188 nucleotides. Its product is annotated as RNA-binding protein cabeza-like. Gene Ontology annotation, molecular function: RNA binding; transcription coregulator activity. Bases 188 to 1651 code for a protein of 487 amino acids. The record is from RefSeq and is a predicted model, not a curated record. Lineage: Eukaryota; Metazoa; Arthropoda; Malacostraca; Decapoda; Penaeidae. Gene Ontology annotation, cellular component: nucleus. The transcript is spliced from 9 exons. Gene Ontology annotation, biological process: regulation of DNA-templated transcription.
CAUCACGGAGAGCGGCGGCGACGAGGCGGCGUCUCCCUCUGGGCGUCACAGCGCGGAUCCGACGGCCACGCGCACGCCAGGCUCAGCGUCUCCGGAAACCUUUUAGUCUUACGGAAGGUGCCGUGACUGUUUCAUGUGGAAGCGGAUCAUUUGUUUGCGAUAGAUACGACAGGAGCAUUCGAGAAGAAUGGGAGACACACAAUACAGUUAUGGAGGUGGAUAUGGGAGUGGAGGUAGUGGUGGAGCAGGAGGUAACUACGCAAGUUAUGGAGGUGCAUCAGGAGCUGCUCCACCACCAGCCACCUCCUACCCUCCUCAGCCACAGUAUGGUGGGUACUCAGCUCCACCUCCACAGGGAUACUCACAGGGCCAGGCCCCAUAUGCAGCACCACCAACUUAUGGUGCCCCACCUCCACAACAAGGUGGCCAAGGCGCUUCUUAUGGUGGCUAUGGACAGCCACCACCAACACAAGCCCCUACCCAACCACCCACUGGCAGUGCCGGAUACAGUAGCUAUGGCGGACAAUCACAUGGUUAUGAACAGAACAGUAAUUACAACUCUGGAAGUUAUGGACAGACACCUGCAAGCAACUAUGGUGGUCAUCAGAGUAGUACCUAUGGUAGUCAGCCUAGCGCUAACUACUCGACUCCACCAUCCCAGGGAAAUUAUGGAGGGCCACCACCACAAGGAAGCUAUGGUGGUGGGCCUCCCCCUCAGGGAAAUUAUGGGGGUGGCCCACCCUCUGGGGGAAACUUUGGGGGACAGCCAGGAUAUGGUGGUCCACCACCCUCCAAUGGAAGUUACGAGGGACAAGGUGGUGGAUACAACAAGGGUGGCGGUGGAAGCUACGGGGGUAGCCGGUUUGAUGGCGGCAGCCGUGGUGGUGAUCGGUCAAGGGGAGAGUCAGAUUUGGUAAUGCAGGAAGACACAAUCUUUGUGUCUGGAAUGCCAGAUGAUGCCUCUGAGGAUGAUGUCAAGGAUCACUUUGGUUCCAUUGGUGUAAUCAAGAUGGAUAAAAGAACUCAGCGCCCUAAGAUUUGGAUGUACAAAGACAAGGCCACAGGAAGAAUGAAAGGAGAAUGUACAGUCACAUUUGAUGAUCCAUUCACUGCCAAGUCUGCCAUUCAAUGGUUUGACGGCAAAGAAUUCAUGGGCCGUGUUGUUAAGGUACAAAUGGCAGAACGCCCAAAAAGUAGCUAUGAGCGAGGACGUGGGGGCUAUGGAGGUGGCGAUGACCGUGGGGGACGCGGGCGUGGAGGUGACCGUGGAUUUGACCGGCGUGGAGGAUCAAUGGGUGGACCUGGGCGAGAUGGGCCUCCUGGGGGCGGACGUGGUCGUGCGGGCGACUGGAAGUGCCCUGUGCCAAGCUGUGGUAACAAUAAUUUUGCAUGGAGAAACAGCUGCAACCGCUGCAAUGAACCAAAGCCUGCAGGAGUUGGUGGUGAUGAUGAUGGUGGUGGAGGUGGUGGCGGAUUCCGUGGUGGAUUCCGGGGCCGUGGAGACCGUGGAGGUUUCAGAGGCAGGGGAGGAGACCGUGGAAGAGGUGGAUUCAGAGGUCGUGGAGGCUAUGGUGGAGACAGGGAUGGAGACAGAGAUUCUGGUGGACCAAUGAAAGGAGACCGUGGCCCUGGAAGGUCCAGACCUUAUUAAGAGGCUGUAGGGUAGAGAGAAGCAACUGCCUGAAUGGCAAAAGUGUAUUUAUAUGCAACUUGUGUGUUCAUAUAAAUUGAAUUAUUUCAGUCCCAUUGUCAUUAAUUCAGAAAAAAAACUGAAUGAAAAUAUUAAUUGUAUUUUGAUUACUCUUUGUAUUUAUUUUAUGUAAGGAUGUCAAGCUCAGCAAACCUUGUUCAGAGACUUUGGAAUAAAGCUGCUGAAAUGUAAGCUAUUUUGAGUAAAUUUAUAAUUGUUAAAAUGUCAGAAGCAAAAUGUCAUGUUUAACAGACCUAAUAAGAAGUAUGAACUAGAUUUUUAUUUUAUUUUAUUUUAUUUUAAAUUGAACUUAUAAAGGUUAAGGUACAAAUAGAUGUUUGAAACAUAUUUUGACAAGGCAUUAGAGGUUAGGGAGACUCUUUGUAUCAGUGUGUACUCCUGCCUCUUAUGAAGUAAUUAAAACGCCUUUUAGUAGUGUAAUGGUGGAUGACCACUUCAGAAUUCAUUUUGUGUAACAAUAAAAUUCCAUUGAAUCCA